Molecule: messenger RNA, 710 nt
Organism: Hordeum vulgare subsp. vulgare (domesticated barley)
Lineage: Eukaryota; Viridiplantae; Streptophyta; Magnoliopsida; Poales; Poaceae
Exons: 1
Coding region: 65-526 (153 amino acids)
Source: RefSeq, a predicted model, not a curated record
CCAGCCAUCCUCUCCGCGCACCGGAUUCCGUCCAACUGCUCCACCACUCUAAUAUCUCUCUCUCAUGGCGACGGCGACGGCGACGGCGAGUCGGCCCAGCGGCCCGGUGCUGUUGAUCACCAGCUACCGCUCGGCCUCGCCCACCCGAGUCAACCUCCCCGCCCGCUCGCCGGGCAAGUCCGUCAGCGUCUCCUCCCCGAAACAACUUCCCACCGUCUCCUCCAGGAGCCGGCGGUCCUCCUGCAUGUGCUCCCCGACGAACCACCCGGGCUCGUUCCGCUGCAGCCUCCACAAGGAGCGCAAGCAGGGCAGCAGCAAGCCCGCCUCCCCGCCGUCAACAUCGAAGAGCAGGGGCGGCGCGCUGGCUCGGCUCGUCCCCAUGGGGAGCGGGCACUGGGCACACAGGGCGCUCGCGCCGCCCCUCGCUAAGCAGCAGUCGAUGCAGCACCGGAGGAAGAGCGCGGGCGGGUUCCUCCCCCGGCCCAGCCGGCUCUCCGCCGUGUCCACGGCCGGCGACAGCCAGUAAAACGAACAGCGUCGACAUGCCAUAGCAAGAUAGUACUACUGUAGUUCAUAGGAAGGAAAUUCCCUGAAGAAUUGGAGUUUUUAGAACCAAUUCAAUGAGCCCGUCCGUAACUAUACUGUACAUAAUGCAUUUUUCCAGCAUGCAUGCAUGAAUGAUGCUAAUUGAGAUUCAAGAUGCCAAGCAA